Messenger RNA from Meloidogyne enterolobii, 3486 nucleotides. Lineage: Eukaryota; Metazoa; Nematoda; Chromadorea; Rhabditida; Meloidogynidae. The record is from the annotation of a GenBank genome assembly.
AUGGAUCCAGCUUAUCAGACUGAUGAUGAUAGAAAUCAGGCAAAUAUUUUAUAUCCUAGCUUAGACUUAUUUCAUUUACAGCCUGUGGAAUCUGUUCCGAGUGAACAAGCUCCCUGGAUUUCCGGCCCGCAAAAUCAAAAAUAUCAAUUUCAUAUUGGAAAGCAGUCGUGGCUAAGUGCGCGGGAAAAAUGUCUUGCACAAAAUGCCGAUCUUGUUAGUAUUGAGUCAAUCGAGGAAAUGCAAUGGCUUUUGUCUCACUAUAAACCCCAAUUUAACCAUUUACGUGAAAGACAAGUGCAAAUUGGGUUGUUGCUUGAUACAAUAGAAGGGGAGGCUGGCAGCAAUAGUGAUAGUGGCUUGACAUCUCGUGAAUGGCGUUGGGUAAAUGGGAAGCCGUUAAACUUGGAAAUUACAAAAUGGACAAUGGGAGAGCCAUUUGAUCAUGCAAAGGGGAAAGAGCGUUGUGCAUUACUUAAUAUAAACGAACGUCGCUUAGACGAUGUUGAUUGUGAUUUGGGAUCAGGUGCUGGUUUCAACUAUCGUUUUGUGUGCCAGCGGAGUCAUGAAAAACAUAUUGAGCAUGAAUCUUUAAACAAUCCAUUAUGGAAAAAGCUGGAAGAUAUUUUAACAUUUUUCGGAAUUUCUGAUAGAGAGGACGAUAAAAAGAAUUGUUCAUUACCAAUUGGUGCCAAGGAAGAAGGCUAUUGGGAAAGGGCAUUUAAUAAAGGAGAGGGAAACAGCGAAACUCAACAUAAAGAAAAGACUACUAUUGAGAAGUCGGAUAGUAUCACUGAGAAGAGUGAAUUAGAAAACACUAAAGGAGUCGAGAAAAACUCAAAAACCAAUAAGGAGGAUCGAGACUCUGUUUUAGGGGAUAAAACAAUUAUAGAAAAGAAGGUGAUAACAAAUAAAAACGAAGAAACAACAAAUAAAUUAUCAUCAUCUCCUGAACAAAAAUUAGCAAAAGAUGUUGAAAAAGUUGUGGAAGAAAAAAAAGUAUCAAAAGUUGGGGGAGUAACACAACACGCAACAUCAAAAAUUAUUGGGGGUGAAGAUGAACAACCUCCUAAUGAAUUAGAAAGCACUAGGCCGACAGGAGGUGCUGUAGUCUUACGACGAGUUGAAUCGCAUGUUUCUGCUUCUUCUAGUGUUGAUAAUAAAAAAAAUAAUAAUCAAGAGAAACUGAAGGAGGGAAAUGAAGAAGCUAAAAGUAAUAAGCUUGAAGAGGAACAAAGCAAAGUUUUGAAAGUUGCUGGAACAGAAGAGGCCAAUUUACGUGAAAAAGAGGCUUCUGAUUCUUCUGAUUCUAAUCGUGGGCAAAGCGGGCUUUCUGUACGUGAAAAAAGCCAGAUAAUAAAUUUAAACUCGAGAGAAAAUAUUCAAUCAUCGUUAAAUCCAAAGAAGCCUUUAAUUAUUUCUAAUGAUCCUUCAGAUUUAACAGAAGAUCGAAACACGAUUUCAAACAAAAAUUCGAGUGAUAAUGAGAAGGAGAAUAAAAAUGUUCAGAAUUUAUCAAAAUCUGUCCAAAUUACCGAGAAAAAAUUGGGAGAGGAUGAAACAUCGAAUAUUAAACAAUACACACUUGAAAAUAAAUAUAUUGUGAAUACACCAAAAGUGGAUAAGAAAAAUGAUGAGAAAAUCAAAGAAGAUAAGCUAAAUGCUGGGAAGAUCAACGAAGAAAAGAUAAGUGAAAAGGAAGAGAAGAAGGAAGAGAAGAAUGAAGAUAAGAUUAAAAAUGAUGAUAAAGAGGAUAAGAAGGGAGAAAAUGAAAGAAUUACGAUUGUUGAUGAAAAUAAAAUUAAGAAGGAAGAUAAGGAGAUUGAAAAAAUUGAAGAGAAUAAUAAAGAAAAUAAGGAAGUGAAGAAGGAUGAAGAAAGGAAGGAAGAAAACGAGAAAAAAUCGUAUGAGUUGAAGAAGAACGAGGUUAAUCGAGAUGAGGAGAUCAAAGAAGAAAAGAAGGUAAUCAUAGAGAAGGACAUCAAAGAAGAAAAGUUAAAAAGUGAAGAGACAAAAACAAGGAAGGAAAAACAUGAUGAAAAGGAAGAGAAGGAAGACAGGAAGAACUUAUUGCCGAAAUCAAAUAAUAUUCGGGAUGAAAGCAAGAAAUUGGAUUUGGAAAACAAUAAAGAAGAAAAACUUGAAGCAAAUUUAAUUAAGAAUAAAAUAAGCAAUGAGAUAAGGGAUGAGAAGAAGAACGAGGAAGUAUUAGCACUGAAUAAAGUCGAAGAAAAGAUCAGGGAGGAACAAAGUCUGGAACUUAAGGAUAAAGAUAAGAAGGAUGAUAACAAAUCUGGGAAGAAAUCUGAAAAUGCGGAGGUUAUACAAGAGAAAACUGUAGAAAUUAAAGAAGCAAAGGAAGAAUUAAACCAACAAUCAACGAAGGCGAACAAUGAAGCAAAGGAUGGUUUGAACAAUGGACCAGCUCAGGAUGUUAAAAAUGAAGCAACGAACUCCAAAAAUAAUGAAGUAAAUCAAGAAACUAAAAAGGAAGCAAAAUUGGAAGAAAAUAAGGAAGCAAAGGACGAAGCAAAAAUUGAAGCAAAGCAUAAAAUGAAGAUUGAAGCAACAGAGGCAAACGAAAAUGAAUCAGUAAACGAUGCGAAAUCUGAAGCAAAAGGUGAAACAAAGCAUGAAGCUAACAAAGUUUCAAUUUCAAAUAAAGGAACAAACAAUGAAGCAAAAAGUAAGGAAAAUAAUGAAGCUGAAACUAAAAUAAGCGAGGAUAAAACAAUAAAAACAAACAAGCCAACAAAACACCCAGAUCCACUCUCAGUCGUAGCAGAAACAUUAGAGCGUUCCUUAUCAAUCAAAGAAGAAACUAUUGAAAAGAAAAAAGAUGAAGCUGAAAAUAUGAUCAAAGAAAAACGUCAAAAACCAGAUGGAGUUCGUGACAGAAUUCAACAUUUGGAAAAAAUAAUAACUGAAGUUCAGCACAUGAUGGGUAUUGGGGAAAAAGGAGGGGAAGGGGAAUUAAUAGAAAAGACUAAUAAAGUUUUGGAAGAGGAUGAGGAAGAGAAAAAGUAUGAAAUUAAGAAGGAAGAAGGUAGGAAGAAUAUUAAAGAAGUGAAAAAGGAGAAGGAAGAAAAAAUAAGGGUGGAAGAAAAGGAAGAAAGCAAAGAGGGAUCUGGCAGUUCUGAAAAGGCUUUUCUGUCAUCUUCUACUAACUCCUCCACUCCUGUCAUCUCAUCUCCCUCAUCUACAAAUCCAAUAACUACACAACCUCACAAUCCUGUUCCUCAACAAAUUCAUGGCGAAAGAAAUUGGCGUCGCCGGCACUUUAGUUCUCCACUUGUUCAUAACAGCCAUUCAGCUGUAUCGAGAGGAGGUGGGGAUAUGGUACAGACAUUAAUGGAGAAUGCUCCUGAACUUCGAAUAUUCGAUAGAGCAGCUAAUCUGUAUGGGGAUUUGUUUCGAAUGAUGCUGGAUCCGGAAAUGUUACGUGAACAGUCGUCUAUUCCAGAGGGGAAACAUGAAGAAUAUGAUUAA